This is a messenger RNA of Panicum virgatum (switchgrass), 1113 nucleotides long. RefSeq names its product putative pre-16S rRNA nuclease. NCBI's taxonomy places the organism in Eukaryota, Viridiplantae, Streptophyta, Magnoliopsida, Poales, Poaceae. Gene Ontology annotation, biological process: rRNA 5'-end processing. The transcript has 7 exons. Bases 112 to 639 code for a protein of 175 amino acids. The record is from RefSeq and is a predicted model, not a curated record.
UUUUACUUCCUCUUGUCUGCAGUCCCCGUUCCCUAACUCGGCCGCCGCCGCCGCCGCCGCGGUUGCGCUGCAGUCGCCCCGAGCCCAUCGCCAGCCGCGUUGAGGUAUACAAUGAGGCUGCUGCAAGCGGAAGAGCUAUUCCGGAAGGUUCUGGAGGGUGGGUCGAAGACGAAGGCGGCUCGGCUGCUCGGGCUCGACGUUGGCAGCAAGUACGUCGGGCUGGCCGUCUCCGAUGAGAAGAACAGGAUUGCUUUGCCUCUGAGUGUCUUGAGUCGGACAAAGACAAACAUCAACUUGAUGGCAGAUGAUUUCAAAACAUUGGCUUCAAAAUAUUCCCUAGCUGGGUUUGUUGUGGGCUAUCCAUUCAACCUUCAUGGUCAACACUCUCCAAAUGCAGUUCAAGUAAGGCUUCUUGCUGGAGAACUUUGUAAAACAGGGAAACUUGAUGAUCUGUGCUACACAUAUUGGGAUGAAAAUUUCACCUCAAAGUGUGUUGAAGCCCUCUUACAUCCUCUGAAUCUAAAAAACCAAGUUGAGGCCAAAACAAUAACAGAUAAAUUUGCUGCAGUUUGCAUACUCCAGGGUUAUCUUGAUAACAUGAACAGAAAAUUCAGACCUGCUGACAAAUCUGAAGCAUAAGGUGGCACCUAAUCUCCACUGAACUAAACCAAAGAGCAGGGGGUCAUCUUCUGGUUUGCCCGUGCGUGGUUCAUCAAGAUGUGAAUGGAGCUCCGAACCGGUGCUUCUGUUGGCAUCUCAUUAGUUUUAUGGACCCGGAGCUGACCACGGAGAGAUCAAACUACUAAUCGAUUGCCUGGCGCAAGCAGAUCUUGUGCUUAGCCGCUCAGGGCGAAAUCAUCAUAGAUGAUGCGAAAAUGCUGAGAACAUCUUCUGAUGCUGAAGUAAUGAGAACCUCCUGUUUUUAAACCCGUCAUCCGGGCCCUAUCAGCUGAUGAAAUUCCCCGAUGGGGACACCCGGAUAAUGCAGUAUGACUGUAUGAGGGCCCAUCGUUGCCACUGAUACGCUUGUCCAGUCCCAUUCCGUUCUUGUACUAUAACUUCCAUCAGACGACCAACACUACGCAUGCUUGGGUGUUCUUGCCCCAUUGCUUA